AUGUGGAUGGCUACUCGAUCUGAUUCUGGGUUUUGUCACGGAGAGUCUUUGAGUUCUAUGAUGAGUCGUCACGCCAUAAAUUUCCAGUCAAACACUUCUUCAGAGAUGAUUCCGAUGGGUCCUUACUUAGGACGAAGUGGCUCUCUGCUGGGUAUGAAUAUGAUCAAUAAUGUCGUUAGUCCUGGAUUAAUUCAAAAUGGGAACUCUUCAAAUUCUUCUUUUGGUUCGGUUCCUGGGGUAAAGCUUGAUCCUUGUGAGUGGUCAACUGAAGAACAAUUCAAAUUGGAAGAUGGUCUGGAGAAGUAUAAGGAUAAGCCAAGUAUCAUGAAGUAUAUUAAAGUUGCAGCUACUUUACCUGACAAAACCGUUCGAGAUGUUGCUUUGCGGUGUAGAUGGAUGACGAGAAAGAGAAGAAAAUCAGAAGAAUUCAAUGGUGGGAGGAGAAGAAGUUCUAGCAAGGAAAGGCAAGCUGGAUUGUCUUCUCACUCAAGCACACCUUCUGUCUUGCCUGAUAACAUGGCUUCGUCGUACCCUUUCUUGAUGCCCUUUACGAGCUCCAGUAACCAUAUUUCAAGUGAAGAUGUAAGUGGGCAUGGAAUCAAUCUCUUAGAACAGAAUGUAAGAGCUUUUAGUCAAAUUAGAGCUAAUCUCUCCUCAUAUAAGGUACAGGACAACAUUGAUCUCUUUUGUCAGACAAGGAACAACCUCAUCACCAUCCAAAAUGACAUGAAUAAUAUGCCUGGCUUGAUGAGUCAGAUGCCACCAUUGCCGGUUACACUCAAUGAUGAUCUCUCAGCUGCCUUAUUGAGUAAUUCUUUGGCGAUGCAAUUCAACACAAUGCAAAGUGAUGGCUUCCAUAUGAAGCAAGAGCCUUUGGGAUGA
Messenger RNA from Microthlaspi erraticum, 882 nucleotides. NCBI's taxonomy places the organism in Eukaryota, Viridiplantae, Streptophyta, Magnoliopsida, Brassicales, Brassicaceae. The record is from the annotation of a GenBank genome assembly.